UAGAAACCCAUGGAGGGCUGCUGCAGGGCUGCUUACAUGUCAGUAAACCGGGCUCUCUCCUCUAGUGCCAUUUAAACCUCGGCUGCCCCGGCUGCGGACUGAUCCGCGCCCAGGUGGAUUACACCUCACCCCCAGGACUGCUGUGGAGAGUGACAGCACCAGCAGAGGGGAGAAGAGAGGAGCCCCAGCCAUGCAGUACCAGCACCCCAGCUCCCCUGCCAUGGCUCUCAGUGUGCCUUUGUAUGCACCCACCCCCCUGCAGCCCGUGCACCCCACACCUUUCUACAUCGAUGACAUCCUAGGAAGGAAUAUAGCCUCUAAUGGAAGCCCAGCCUUGCCCACCCCUACGCUGCCCUCUGCCAACUCAUCCUUCACCAGCUUAGUGGCAACCUACAGGACCCCUAUCUAUGAACCCACGCCUAUCCAUCCAGCCUUUACCCACCAUGCAGCCCUGGCCGCUUCCUAUGGCUCCAGCACCUUCCAAAGCCCCCUGUACCCAUUCUCCCGGCCCAUGAGCGAGUACACCCAUGCCCUCAUCAGACACGACUCCAUGGGUAAACCUCUCCUGUGGAGCCCCUUCAUCCAGCGGCCACUCCACAAGAGGAAAGGGGGUCAAGUGAGAUUCUCCAACGACCAGACUAUUGAACUGGAGAAAAAGUUUGAGACCCAGAAAUAUUUGUCUCCUCCAGAAAGGAAAAGAUUGGCCAAGAUGCUGCAGCUCAGUGAGAGACAGGUGAAGACAUGGUUUCAGAACAGAAGAGCCAAAUGGAGGCGUCUGAAGCAGGAGAACCCCCAGGGAAAUAAGAAAGAAGAAACUGAAAGUCUAGAUAAUGACUGUGAGGAGGGUCAGAACUGUUUGAGUAUUGAGCAGAAAAAUAAAGAUUCCUCUAUAGAUGGGUCACAGUGCUCCCCGUCUCCCAAUUCCCAGGAAAAUCUGGACACAGACAUUUCAGAGAAUUCUGAUGAAGAAGUGGACAUUGAAGGUGACAAAGGAUAUUACAAGUGCACCCACUGAUACAUGUCUCACAAGGAACCUACAGUAUAUUCAGCUUGCACUUUAACAGAAGCUGGACUUGGCACCCCUUAAUCUCAUCAUGGGGUAAGAGAAAGAGGGUAUGCUAUACAGUGCCUUAGCUGCAGUUGAAAUAAUGGUUUGUCAGGUCAUGGUCAGUCUUUUAUGUGGGCAGAUUUACCUGAGAUUUUCAAAAUAAAAAGUGAAUGUGUUGCCUAUGGCAACCAAUCAGAUACUAGUUUUUUGCGCAUGACGUGCAGUCUAGAAAAUGAUAGCUGGUAUCUGGUUGCUAUAAGAAACACCUACAUUUCCCUUUUAAUAUAUCUAGUAAAUCUACACCUGUGACUCUAAUUUAAAUAUUUUUACUUGUAAUAUAUUUGACAUAUUAAUAGUCAAUGAGUGCCUACAAUAAUGUAUACAUAUGGGUCUGUGUAGAUCCUGGCUCAACCUCACUUACAGUGCCUUGCCUAUAAAUAAGAAUUAGGCACUAUGAAGCUUUAUAACCACUGUGGAACUAUAAGGCCCAGCAAGGCCUGACUCUAUCACUGUGAGUCUUAUGAAAUAAGACAUCAUGUUUUCUGUGGUUUAUUUUUUUAAUAAAGAAUUUCCAAUAAAAAACUAAAAAUAAAUGUAUUUUGUUUGUACAAAGGGGAGACUGGAUACUAAAGCUACACCAUAAAGUUUACUGUGUGUAUUUUGCAUUGUAUAUAUUGUAUAUUACUUAUAUAUGUUUUUGUAAAUGUCAUGCGACUGCAUACCUCAGGCUGUUUAUAUGACGUGUAGAUAUUUGUUUUUCCUAAAACAAUGAAAAUAUAUUUAAUUUUUUGUGUGAAAGAAACUGUGGAAUAAAAGUGAAGUUGUUAAAUAAA
This is a messenger RNA of Pseudophryne corroboree (corroboree frog), 1881 nucleotides long. RefSeq names its product hematopoietically expressed homeobox (gene HHEX). The transcript has 4 exons. Bases 191 to 1015 code for a protein of 274 amino acids. Gene Ontology annotation, molecular function: RNA polymerase II cis-regulatory region sequence-specific DNA binding; DNA-binding transcription factor activity, RNA polymerase II-specific. The record is from RefSeq and is a predicted model, not a curated record. Gene Ontology annotation, biological process: cell differentiation; regulation of transcription by RNA polymerase II. NCBI's taxonomy places the organism in Eukaryota, Metazoa, Chordata, Amphibia, Anura, Myobatrachidae.